AUGUCAUCCAGACCCACCCCUACCAACCCUCUACCCUCCUCCAACGCCCCCACAAGCGCGCUCGCCAGCCCAAGUUCUCCUUCUAAUACAUCAAGCACUAAUUCUCCAGUUGCUCUCAGAACUCGCCGGGCUCUCCAGAUGCAAAACCAAAGUCAAAGACGUCAACCUCCCAGAAGAACAAAUCAGGAUUUGAGAAGUCCUGGUAACCAGCAAAGAGAACUCAGUAUAAUGCGACAGAAUGACCUGAGAUCCGAUCAGAGGGCUAAUACAACCCAGAAUUUGGAAACUGGUCACCAAACUAAUACUGAUGUUGAUGAAGAACUAAAAGAUCAUCAACAGCAAGAGAGCAGUGCAACCGAGGAUGAAGGAAGUGGCGAAAUAGAGGGUGGAGGCAAUGAUAGUCAAGAAAUUACGAGUAAUGCCCAAGAUAAUCAAGGGAGACAGCAUAGAUUGAGUAAUGAAGAAGAAAAGAAACAUGAAGAAGAGAUGAAAACCCCUAUCACUCGCCGAGACACAAGAUCUGCCCAUAUAGGAUCUGAGACUUCAAGGAACAGUCUUUCUACAAGUCCUGCUUUGAAUUAUAUAACUUAUGAACUUGCAGAGUCAAGGAGAAGACCUCAGCGUCCACCAAGACAAACUUCCUCUUCUCGAAGAAGGAUCAGAAGGAACAUUUUUAUCGAUAUUCCAGACACACGAAUAAACCCAUCACAGCCCCUUCCAAGUCCUUUACCCAUGCAAGAGACUACAGUGCAUGAGUUAUGAGAGAGUUUGAAGAAGGUAGAGGUGAUAGAGAGGAAUUUGAAGUCAUUUGAGAAAGAGCCAUGUUGUAUUUGAUUAACAAAGACUAAGAUUGGUGAUACAAUUGUAAUCCUAACAUGCACCCAUAAAUUCCACUUAAGAUGCCUCAAAAAUUGGAUCAAGCAAAAACCCAAGUGCCCAAUCUGCAGAGACUACAUAAUCCCAUUCCAUCCAUCUCCUAACCACUAAUUCUAAACACUUCAACCAUUUUUCA
This is a messenger RNA of Moneuplotes crassus, 1012 nucleotides long. Lineage: Eukaryota; Ciliophora; Spirotrichea; Euplotida; Euplotidae. The record is from the annotation of a GenBank genome assembly.